Messenger RNA from Daldinia caldariorum, 2801 nucleotides. RefSeq lists its product as uncharacterized. The record is from RefSeq and is a predicted model, not a curated record. The transcript has a single exon. Bases 328 to 2658 code for a protein of 776 amino acids. NCBI's taxonomy places the organism in Eukaryota, Fungi, Ascomycota, Sordariomycetes, Xylariales, Hypoxylaceae.
CUUCUAUUUUGCGAAUCCCCACAACCCGCUUUCUUCAUUGACCGGCAGGUAAGCCGUGUGGCUUGUUUUCUAGAAGUUGCGACUGGGAUAAUCACGCGUCGAAAUUACAGUACGCGUACGGAUCCGUACUUCUCGCAACAAUCUUGGGUAAUUAACUAAAUUUACUGAUGCUUAUCUCUGGCGAAACGUUAUUCAAAGCCUACCUAAUUGUUGGAUAUAUGGAACCUAUUAGUCCAUACUCUUCCCUCCCCGAAUAAAACAACAACAAAAACAAGACACUAAACUUACUAAUUCUUCGUCAAAUUUGCUAUAUUCAAGACCGGAAAUAUGGUGGAGACGCGGAGUGGAGUUCGCAUUCCAGCGAAAAGUCCUAUCAAAGAUGCAGAGCAAAUACAGCAACACAGUCCUGGCCCUAGCCCAGAAAACAUCGAUAGCAACGAGGAUGAAAUCCCCCACGUCAUAUCACCUAGUCGCUCCAUUGAUCCAAACAUAAGGUCGCUAGACCAUCGUCGAAACUGGAACAAAAAGUCUGGGGAUGACUUAUCUCUACACUUCAGCCCGUCUAAAAGACGAAAAACAGAGCCCUUAGCUACUUCUAGAGAUGCACAUUUAUAUCCAACACCUGCAUCGCCCUUGGUUCGACUACCAAGUAGAAAGGUAGUUUCUGGAAAACCAAGCAGAACCUCGAGCCCGGAAGAUGCUGUGCCUCCGGGACUCGUAAGUAGGGUCAAUGCCGCGUUCAAAAAGAAAGGACGUGGAGAGCACCAACGACAUUCAGAGCCUGCAAAUAGUCAAUUAAAUAAUCUAAUCACCGGUUCGCAAAAAAGUGAGGUUGUGCUGGAAAGUGCCAUGAUCAAUACUGGGGUUCAAUCUAAUCAUAACGAGAAAGAAGGCCUACAGAAACCUCUGGAAAAUGAUGAUGAUACAACUGGCACAUCCGGACGUGGCAAGUCUUCGCCUAUACCCGUUACUGACCAUGAGAAGGAACAUGAAGCGGAUGCUGGCCCAAGUAACGAUGGCAUUGCUCAACACGGCUCAGGUGAAGCUCAGAGCCAGGCCGACAUAUGGGAUGUACCCAUGACACCAUGUCAAAAACCAUCAACCAGGCGGUCAGGAGUCUCUGCUUCGGAGGGGCUUCCUGUACGUGCAAGACGUAUCGAAGUUCAUAUUCCACAACGUGGCUCAAAGCUCGCUCAACUUUCUCAGACGGGACGAGUUCAUAAUUCUGAGCAUCCCGGUCCUGUGUUAGAAGGAGAUGGAAAUGGUUCACCAGAACUGGGACAGCCGGAGGUUGAAGUUAGUGCACGAGAUGUACAGGGGGACGAUAAAGCGGUUAUUACUUUAGGACACAUUAAUGAACUUUCUUCAGAUGACGAAGAUCUCUCGGACUUUGACUUUUCCGAAGAUGGUUUUGCUCAGGACUUAGCAAGGUUUCGAGCCCGAUAUCCCAAAGGCUACAAAGGUAGUGAAAUAACCCAGAGACCUCAAGAAGAUGAUCUUACUGCUCAUCUCGAUCCUUCUGGCCUGAGAAAGGCGCUUCAACUUAUGGGACAUGAUGCUUGGUCUGGCAAAGGGCGAAAGUGGCAUGAGCGGCCAUUUUACUUUGAUUAUAUGCAGCCUGGUCCCGUCCGAACUCUGCUCAAGCUUCUGACGAGACUGGAGAGGUUACUUGUAGCGGCACCGAAAGCUCCUCGAAUUGAAGAGCAGAAUAAGUUUUUUUAUGAGCAUAACGAUCUCCUUAGCUAUUAUUUCUCGAAGAUAAAUAGUAUCAUCCAUCAUAUUCGGAAAUUGAGCCGAUCACAACGAAAGAAGGAGAUUAAAAAGCACGACCAAAUGGCCAAGGACAUCGCCUCGCUCGCCAUUCCUAUGCUAUUUCAUGUUCUGGCAUCUGCAUGGUGGCUAGGGGGUGAUAAGUAUGGGUUUCGCGCGUCAUUCACAAUUUCCACCAUUGAAUUACUUAUGAGGAUACUUGGUUGGAUUGGUCCCUUAUACCGCCCGUUGCUCAGAGCGCAAAGACAACAACCUGAUGUUGAAGAAGAGGAAGAGGAAGAUAAAGACACUGCACCCCAGAGAAAAUACAGGCGCAUAAAACAGCAGAAACGAGAAGAACUUGAAGGAAUCUUGAAUGAGUUGAAGGAGGUUGUCGAGGCCGGCCCGGAUAUGCUUGAGAAGGAAGAAGACCGCCGGAACCAGGAGUACCACAUUCGUCAGGAGCGAUUGAAACGACAGGAAGAAAUCAAAGCCAAGUUAAAACAAGAUGAAGAAUUGAUGAUGAUGGCCAUCCAAGAACAGAAGCGGAGGUCGCUGUUGUCUCUCAGGCAUGUGUACAUACCGCUGUCACAAUCACGACUAUCGACGUCUACACGACAAUCAUCGGCCCAAGAGCUGCCACAGAUCCAACCGUCUCAAGAUGCCAAUGAUUGGACUGUCGAAGAGAAGAUAUACCUCUUCAAGAAAAUACAGGAGUCAUACCCUAAUCUGCUAGACCUGGAUGACGUUCGAUGGUACCUUGAUAGAACCCUGGCUGAUACCGAGGCAAUGGCGGAAGAACUCUUAAACCAGAUGCUAGAAACUGUGCGUCCGGAACAAGCUGCAGCGGACAGAAAUGCGCAUGUUCAAGAAAUCAUGCAAAAUUACAGGCGUACAUGGGGUCAUUGAGUUGAGUUGGUUUGGGGAUGAAAAGUGAGUUAGGUAUAGGUUGGGUACCUCUAUACCCGUGAGCAAUGCGCUUUAGCCCUUAGGUUUCGAAAUAUCAAGUUUCACAAUUCAAAGUUACAAUACCCCGAGUCUUCAGAUUUGCG